AUGCCUCGCAAUUACAAUGGAUCAUCGUCCAUACUUCACAAACCAUACCAACUAUUCAACCACUACUUUCUACUGGAAAAGACUCCAACUUCAACAUUAUCUGAUUUAGAAACAAACACUAGCAUUAGAACUAGCAUUCAUAGACUAAGACACCACAAAUGGUCUAGGGGAGAAAUCUUACAUUAUGGUUUCCUUUCAUCGGUUUGGUUAUUUGUGUUUGUAAUAUACCCAGCAUCCAUCUUGUUUAAACUUCCCGUUUUGCUUGCAUUAUUAACCAUCAUUACUGUCCCAGCAACAUCACAAUUUUUCUUACCUGCCCUUCCUAUUUUGACUUGGUUGGGAUUCUAUUUCACCACCUCCAAAAUACCUCAUUCGUGGAAACCAGCUAUUUCUGUUAAAGUUUUGCCAGCUAUGGAAACCAUUUUAUAUGGUGAUGAUUUAUCAAAUGUGUUGGCAACUGUAACUAACCGUGUAUUGGAUAUCUUGGGGUGGUUACCUUAUGGAUUAUUCCAUUUUGGAGCUCCAUUUGUUGUGGCUGCAAUUAUGUUUUUCUUUGCUCCACCAACUAGUUUAAGAUCAUUUGCUUUUGCCUUUGGGUACAUGAAUUUGUUUGGGGUUAUUAUACAAAUGAUGUUCCCAGCUGCCCCACCCUGGUACAAGAACUUAUAUGGAUUACAACCAGCUAAUUACACCAUGCAUGGUUCGCCAGGUGGAUUGGGUCGUAUAGAUGAAUUAUUGGGAGUUGAUAUGUACACCACUGGAUUCUCCAAUUCGCCGGUUAUUUUUGGUGCUUUCCCAUCAUUGCAUUCAGGUUGUUGUAUAAUGGAAGUUUUAUUCAUGUGUUGGUUAUUCCCUCGCUUGAAAGUACUUUGGGUCUUUUAUGCAUCUUGGUUAUGGUGGAGCACAAUGUACUUGACCCAUCAUUAUUUUGUUGAUUUAACCGGUGGUGCUGUAUUGUCACUUUUGGUGUUUGAAUUUGUCAAAUUCAAAUAUUUACCUAAGGCUAAUAAAUUUUGUCGUUGGUCGUAUACUGAAUUGGAAUAUUACAGCACAGUUAACGAUGACCCUUUAGGGGGCAAUGUUAGCCAGCGCAAUGUCGUUGGUAGUGGUGGUGAUUUAGAAAACUUUGCAUAUUCAAGAGUAUAUCCAUCAUUAGCACAGCAACAGCAACAGCAACAGCAACAACAAGAACAUUCACAAGAGGAAGUAUUUGAGAUGGGUAACAUCUCACGUUCAAGAUCAUUACCAAGAUCAUUUUCUUCCCUUGGAAGUAGUAGCAAUGUUGCUGAACAUAACUUUGAAGAUGAAGAAGAUGUUGGCUCAGGAUCAUCACAAACGCCGUCAGUCUUUGACGACGACACUCAUAACUACGCCCCGUCUUCAACUACAUCAGUAGAAGAUUUAACCAGUAAUACACAGGCUUCGGCUAGUGGUAAUGGGGGACCUGCUGAUAAGUCAAGGCUCGGGAUCAAUGAUGAUUAUUGCGAAGACGACGACGACGAUGAUGAUGAUGAUGAUGAUGAUGAUACUAUGACUUGA
Molecule: messenger RNA, 1539 nt
Organism: Lodderomyces margitis
Lineage: Eukaryota; Fungi; Ascomycota; Pichiomycetes; Serinales; Debaryomycetaceae
Gene: AUR1
Product: inositol phosphorylceramide synthase
Exons: 2
Coding region: 1-1539 (512 amino acids)
Biological process (GO): sphingolipid biosynthetic process; inositol phosphoceramide metabolic process
Cellular component (GO): inositol phosphoceramide synthase complex
Molecular function (GO): inositol phosphoceramide synthase activity
Source: RefSeq, a predicted model, not a curated record